Mobula hypostoma (lesser devil ray) is the source of this 1731-nucleotide messenger RNA. RefSeq names its product NOP2/Sun RNA methyltransferase 4 (gene nsun4). Gene Ontology annotation, biological process: RNA methylation. Lineage: Eukaryota; Metazoa; Chordata; Chondrichthyes; Myliobatiformes; Myliobatidae. The coding region runs from base 433 to 1710 and encodes 425 amino acids. The transcript has 7 exons. The record is from RefSeq and is a predicted model, not a curated record. Gene Ontology annotation, molecular function: RNA methyltransferase activity.
UCUUUAUUCAUUUCCAUAGAUGCUGCUUGACCUGCUGAGUUCCUCCAGCAUUUUGUGUGUGUUGCUCUCGAUUACCAGAAUCUCUUAUGUUUAAAACUUGGAUUGUUGACUUUGGGGAGAUGGAGGCUGAGGUGAGACCUGAUGGAUGUUUAUAAGAGACAUAGACAGUAGUAGUUUGUCCAGGUUUGUCCAAUAUUAUGGCAGGUGCCCUCUGUUCCAGGCAGCGUCCUGGUAAACCUCUUUUGCAUCCCUCUCCAAAGCCCCGACAUCUUUCCAAUAACGUGCUGACUACAAGUAAAUGCAAUGCUGCGGACAUGGCCGAACCAGAGUUUUCUGAAGCUGCAACAUAUUGUUUAGACAAUAUUUUUGAAAAGCGGAACGCUUGUGGAUGGGACAUGUUUCUGACCGGACUGAUGUGAGUGGUGCGGUAUAAUGGCGGUGCUCGGAGGUUGGAGUGUCCGUCUGAAGAGUUUGACCGAGCGUUUGGGUGAAUGGCAGCGGCUCCCACGGAGAAACGUUUACAAGAAGAAACGGGCUCCGUCUGGCCCCAGAGUUCCCCGUACCCAGUUGGCGUUGCAGAACUUGGACAUGAGCUGCAGCUCUCAGUUCGGCGACCUCUGGCCCUCCAUCCGUGUCGGCUUACUCUGCGAGCAGAAAUACGGGGCCCUGGUUAACGGCUUCGGUGACGUGGAGGAAGUGAUCCGAAAGCUAGAACUGCAGCAGGCCAAAGACUUCGUGUACGACGGCUGGAGCAAAUGGACAGAACUGGGGCCAGGCUGCGUUCCUAACACAGACUGUCAUCUCCGUGAAAUCCAGGAUUCACAUCAGAGUUUGCAGACAUCCCAAUCUUAUCCUGAUCCUUCACUGCCUGUCGGUGACUCGGGACGAGAAUCUUCACCUUCCCUGGAAUCGAAAACGCGCCUAUCCCUUAGCCCAAAUCUGAAAUGUUUUACAUUUCCAAGAGGAGACACCACACGUUUUAAGCCCGCGAGGCCAGAUAAUUUAAGAAUGCUGGAAUAUUAUCUAAUGGAUGCUGCAUCACUCCUUCCAGUACUUGUUCUGGACGUUCAGCCAGGUCACACUGUCCUUGAUCUUUGUGCAGCACCUGGUGGCAAGACAUUGGCAUUGUUGCAGACAGAAUGCUGUCGACAUCUUGCUGUCAACGAUAUAUCCUUAUCUCGUGUAAAUAGGUUACGUAAAAUUCUUCGGAAUUACAUCCCAAAGAAUCUUUGUGUAGGAGACAGACUACGUAUCACGUCAUUGGAUGGCAGGCUCUGGGGAGAAAUAGAGAGGGAAACUUUUGACAGGGUGUUAGUUGAUGCUCCCUGCACAACUGAUAGACAUUCUGUACUUGAGGAAGACAACAAUAUCUUUAGCCGGAUGCGGCUCAAGGAACGACAAAUGCUCCCUCUGUUACAGACCCAGCUACUGGUUUCUGCCAUUCUUGCUACAAAGCCUGGCGGAUCGGUUGUGUACUCAACGUGUAGCUUGUCCCAGUUGCAAAAUGAGCACGUGGUGGAGAGAGCAGUACAAGUGGCAGAGAUUGAACAUGGUAUGGAGUUGCGUGUGGAGGACCUGAGUGAUAUUCGGACACUUUACAAAGAGACGUUUAAUUUCUAUGACCAUUGUAGAGUUGGUGAGCUAGUUCUUCCAUAUCUUACUGCAAAUUACGGGCCAAUGUAUUUCUGUAAACUGCACAAAAUACAUUAAAAGUGUGUAUUUUUUUAACUC